Humulus lupulus (European hop) is the source of this 444-nucleotide messenger RNA. RefSeq names its product alpha-mannosidase-like. The transcript is spliced from 6 exons. Lineage: Eukaryota; Viridiplantae; Streptophyta; Magnoliopsida; Rosales; Cannabaceae. Gene Ontology annotation, molecular function: alpha-mannosidase activity; carbohydrate binding. Gene Ontology annotation, biological process: mannose metabolic process. The coding region runs from base 1 to 444 and encodes 147 amino acids. The record is from RefSeq and is a predicted model, not a curated record.
AUGUACAAUUCUAAAACUGAGGUUCCACUAAAGGUCAUUCGUGGAGCUUUAGUUGAUGAGAUACACCAAGAGUUUAAUUCAUGGAUCUAUCAGGUUACCAGGCUUUACAAGGACAAAGAACAUGCUGAAGUUGAAUUCACAAUUGGCCCAAUCCCCACAGAUGAUGGUGCUGGGAAAGAGGUCAUCACGCGAUUGGCAAUGAAUAUGGAAACGAACAAAGUUUUCUACACUGAUUCGAAUGGAAGGGAUUUUCUAAAACGAGUUCGAGAUUAUAGAGAAGAUUGGUCUCUUUCAGUUACUCAGCCUGUAACAGGAAACUAUUACCCACUUAAUCUUGGAAUUUUCAUGGCGGAUAAGAAAUCUGAAUUAUCAGUAUUAGUUGAUUGUGCCACUGGGGGAGCCAGCAUUGCAGAUGGACAACUAGAGCUGAUGCUGCACAAGUAA